Molecule: messenger RNA, 945 nt
Organism: Jaminaea rosea
Lineage: Eukaryota; Fungi; Basidiomycota; Exobasidiomycetes; Microstromatales
Product: HIRA-interacting protein 5
Exons: 1
Coding region: 22-900 (292 amino acids)
Biological process (GO): iron-sulfur cluster assembly
Cellular component (GO): mitochondrion
Molecular function (GO): iron-sulfur cluster binding; iron ion binding
Source: RefSeq, a predicted model, not a curated record
UUCAUCAACGAACUAAUUACAAUGGCCAACUCACGAAGAGCACUCACAUCGUCAGCGUCAACACUUCGCCAGCUCGCUGAGAGCAGCCGCACAGCAGCCUGGCGCACCACGCCCCGCCUCAUGAGCGCAGCUCGACCAGCAGCCGCGUCCUCACCUUUGCCACCCUCAUUGCCAGCCACUCCAGCACUCCGUGCCUUCUCCUCGUCCUCGCCACGCUCCAUGUUCAUCCAAACGGAAUCAACCCCGAAUGAAGACUCGCUCAAGUUUCUCCCAGGGCAACAAGUAAUGGCGAGCGGCACAGCGGAAUUCAUGGACAAUCGCGAUGCCAUGCGUUCCCCUCUCGCCAAGGUCCUCUUUGGCCUCGAAGGAGUCAAGUCCGUCUUCUUUGGUCCGGACUUUGUGACGGUGUCCAAAGUUGGGGAGACGAGCUGGGGGACGUUGAAGCCCGAGAUCUAUUCGAGGCUGAUGGAGCAUUUCACUGCAGGAAGGGCGUUGUUCGAUGAGGAGGGGCUGGAGCAAGGAAGCAGUGAUACCACCAUCCUGGACACCGACUCAGAGACGGUCGCCAUGAUCAAGGAGCUGCUCGACACUCGUGUGCGCCCGGCGAUUCAGGAGGAUGGAGGCGAUCUCGAGUAUCGCGGCUUUGGAGAGGACACGGACGGUCUAGUGCGCAUCAAGCUGAAAGGGUCGUGCAGGGGCUGCGACUCCUCGUCUGUGACGCUCAAGAAUGGCGUCGAGAGAAUGCUGCAGCAUUACGUUCCUGAAGUCCAGGGAGUGGAACAGGUACUGGAUCCGGAGGAGGAGAUCAGCCUGGACGAAUUUGCGAAGCUGGAGAGCAAAUUGAGCAAGGAUAAAGAGGCCGAGAGGAAGAGGGAGCAGGCCAUGGGAUUCAGUGUAUAGACGGCCUUGUGGCUAUGGCUCUUUCUCUCUUUUUGAUAUCAACCG